Messenger RNA from Lactuca sativa (garden lettuce), 1713 nucleotides. The record is from RefSeq and is a predicted model, not a curated record. Lineage: Eukaryota; Viridiplantae; Streptophyta; Magnoliopsida; Asterales; Asteraceae.
AUGGCGGACUCCUUGCUCUCAUCCAUUACUACUUUUCAUACGACGAAAAUCAUUGUCACUGACCCAUCAAAGUUUUCGUUUAUUGGCUCCAUUCCUGAAGCAAUGCUCAGUCGUAUUUCAGUGUCGAGUAAUGUUCUUCAACAAUACAGGAAGCAUCCAUCUGUUGGCCCACGAGAACUUACACCGGCCAUGCUUCGUUCAACUGAAGAGGCUGACAAACCAGCUAAGAGAGGUAAGAAACCUGAAACUCGGAAAGAGGGACCAGUCAACAAACCAACCAAGGGGCAAACCCCCAAGAAGCGAAAAUCUGAUAAACCUGCUACUUCUCAGGCUCAACUGAAAAAGCAGAAGAAGCCCGCUAGGAUACUUAUUCUUCAAUCCUCAAGUGUUUCGGAUUCAGAAUAUGUCCCUCCUAAGCAUAAAACCGCUCCUCAUUCUGAAUCUGAGAACGAAAGCUCUGAUGAAGAGGCUUCGGGCCGAGGUGACACUCCGCCUCGCUCCCCUACUCCAGAAAUUUCGGUUCGCUCUUCUCCUCCUUCACCUCAACCUAUUUCAAUCCCAGUAUCCAUCCCUCCUAUCUCACCAAUUAACUCCUCUCAACCAUUCACUACAAUUCCUAUUCCCACUCCCAUUUUCACAGAUACAACCACCACCACUACUACCACAAAACCUGACUUUACUGUUCCCAAUCCACCUGUAACUGAACCCCCUGUUACAACCGAACCUCCACCUUCUUCAAAACCCUUAUCUCCCACACCAUCUACUGAAACAACCCCUAUUUUAGGCAGUGAGGACUUGGAAUUCGAUUCCACAUAUUUCAGUCCUUUUCAAGUGCAGAGCAAUGAUGAUGACGAUGAGCCUGUUACAAAACGUCAUCUCAAGGCAGUAAACGACAACCUUGAUCAACUGCUCUUAUCCUCUUCCUAUGGUGCCUAUUCAGACGUUGCCUUAAAGGCCUUGUUCUCUUCGGUCGUUGCCGAAUACAGUGCUACUCUGUCUGCUGCAGCCAAAGCUAUCGAAGCCUCCACUUCCCAAUGUCAACAGGCUUCUCUCGCUGUUGAUGCCUCUACUAAGGAGUGCAAGGAUGCGACCACCAAAGUCGAUAAACUAGUCUCAGAAGCUCACUUAUUUCUAGACUCCUUACAGGUUGUUGCUGCCAAAAAGGCUCAAAUUGUCAAUGCUUCAGUAGAGAAUCUUCAAAAGUCUCUUCAAUCUGAGCGCUCGAACCUUGAAGCGGCACGCCAAGCCAUUGAAGAAGCCAAUGAAAUGCUCCAUGCUAAUGUCAACGAACGCUUAACUCAACUAGAAGUGGACUUAGCUAUGGAAAAUCGGAUUAUGGAUGAGCUCGACAGACGUACAACCCAGCUUAAAUUGGAAACACACAAGCUGCGUACUGCUAAUGCUGAGAUUGAUAACCUCAAGUCAGAAAGGGAGGUCAUUAGGAGUUUUGCUGCAGAUGUUCACUCCAUCCUUCUUCAUCUUAUUGAGGCUCAUGAUCUGAUCAUCACCAUAACUGUCAGACGUCAUUUGGCGGACAAGCUCAAACCGGCACUAGACGUUUUCAGCCGUAUCGAGGGUGUUUCGGUGACCGGGGUCCAACCGAAACAAGUAGGAGAGCAAGUGUCAAAGCAACCUCCUGCUUCUGAAUCAAAAGCAUCUGCUGAACCGAAGGGUAAUGAAGCUUCGGUCAGUAACAAAGAUAAAAAGAAUUAG